Messenger RNA from Anarrhichthys ocellatus (wolf-eel), 2495 nucleotides. It is a transcript of the gene slc38a8a, whose product is annotated as solute carrier family 38 member 8a. The coding region runs from base 16 to 1362 and encodes 448 amino acids. Gene Ontology annotation, molecular function: L-amino acid transmembrane transporter activity. Gene Ontology annotation, biological process: amino acid transmembrane transport. The record is from RefSeq and is a predicted model, not a curated record. Gene Ontology annotation, cellular component: membrane. The transcript is spliced from 10 exons. Lineage: Eukaryota; Metazoa; Chordata; Actinopteri; Perciformes; Anarhichadidae.
CCCGCCGGUUGAAGCAUGGAGGAGUUAGCCAGAGAGAGCAUCAGUCUACUGGCUUCAGCCUCGGCCAAGCCCCGACUGGAUGUGGCCGCCGGGCCCCGGCUCGGCUCCUUGGGGGCCAUUUUCAUCAUGCUGAAAUCCGCCCUGGGCGCCGGCCUCCUCAACUUCCCCUGGGCCUUCGAGAGAGCCGGGGGCAUCCGCAGCGCAGUCACCGUGGAGCUGGUCUCCCUUGUGUUCCUGGUCAGCGGUCUGAUCAUCCUGGGCUACUCGUCGUCCAUCAGUGGCCAGUGCACGUACCAGGCGGUGGUGAAGGAGGUGUGCGGUCCGGCCAUCGGUCAGCUGUGUGAGAUCUGCUUCGUCUUCAACCUCUUCAUGAUCUCCGUGGCCUUCCUGGUGAUUGUGGACGACCAGCUGGAGAAGUUGUGCGGCUCCCUGUACGAGCUGAUCACCGAUCUGCCGGCGUCGGAGAUGCCGCACCACUUCUACACGGACCAGCACUUCGGGCUGGUGCUGCUCUGCCUCUUCCUCAUCCUGCCGCUGUCCAUCCCCAAAGAGAUCAGCAUUCAGAAAUACAUCAGUGGUCUUGGCACUCUGGCUGCAACCUACCUGACCAUUGCCAUCAUCGUGAAAUACUACACCACGCCUUCUGUUCUGGUUCACAUCUCGCCUCUCUACACCAGUGGGAUCAGCUCCUGGUCCUCCAUGUUCAGCGUCAUACCGACCAUCUGCUUUGGUUUCCAGUGCCACGAGGCGUGCAUCACCAUCUACAGCAGCAUGGAGAACCAGCGGCUCUCUCACUGGGUCUUCAUCUCUGUGGUCUCCAUGAUCUUUUGUCUCGUCAUCUACUCCCUCACAGGGGCUUAUGGGUACCUGACAUUUGGAAAGGACGUGAAGGCCGACAUUCUGAUGUCGUACACUGGCGAUGACAUUCUGAUUCUCAUCGCCAGGCUGCUGUUUGGAAUCUCCAUCAUCACCAUCUAUCCCAUCAUCCUGCUGCUGGGCAGGUCCGUGAUCCAGGACCCCCUGCUGAGCUGGCGGCGGCGGAGGCGGCACGGCGCAGUGACCGCGGAGUUCGAGAGCCGCAGCCGCUACGUGCUAUCGGUCCUGUGGAUCACGUUGACGCUGCUCAUCGCCACGUACGUGCCGGACAUCAGCAAGGUCAUCAGCGUCAUCGGAGGGAUCAGCGCCUUCUUCAUCUUCAUCUUCCCAGGACUCUGUUUGAUGUUCGCCAUGCAGUCGGAGCCAGUCUCCUGUAAAACAAGAGUGGUCCUCACAGCAUGGGGAGUGGUGACCCUGCUCUGCGGGGCUUUCAUCUUCGGCCAGAGCACCACCACCGCCGUCAUGCAGGUCCUCGGGAAGAUCUGACAGCUCCUCCUCCAUCACUGAUCCAAGGGGUUGACAUGGAGACCAGAUCACGUCCCCCUUUCCUCUCCCCUAAAGAGCCCAUGACUAAAUUAUGACCACCGUGGACUUGAAGAAUGGACACGGCCCCUGAACUACAGAGUGGCCCCUCAAAACUUGCAACUACUGUAAUGGCCUUUAACCCCCCCCCCCUCACUUUCAUUCGGGUUAAUUGUUCCUAGCUGCACGUGACAACGAGCUCCGUCUGCCUCUUGCCUUACUGAGACAAUCUGAUUGAAAUCCUCAGGUUUGUUCAUAUUUAUAUUGUAACUGAUCUGCUGUAUUUGUGCAUAUCAGCAUUAGACCUGGCUGUAUUUGAGAACACAUUAACAUACAGUAUGUGGGUAAGGAGCUUAAACUGAUGGUGGGCAGGGUGUUGAAGACAUGUUUGUUUCUUUUUUUCCAUCUUUGUUAUUUUCUUGAACAAUGUAUUACAUUUGAAUGGUGGGCACAAUAUUUAAUUGUCAGUAGUGUAACAUUAUACCGAUAUGAAAUUCAAACUUGACAGCUGUUAUUAUGUGUGCCAAACAUGGUGCAGUAAGCCAGUUACCACUAGAAUAUGAGAAGGAGGCCUGAUUGGGAAUAUUUCAAAGAGCUGCUGGUGUCUAGAGCCGUAGAGAUGCUCCGGAAACCACGACCACCGGAGCGGUAAACUAUCACCGCUGCAAUAUGCAACCGAGGGCUGGAACGCUACCAAAAUGCACACCCACGUCAACCAGGGGUGACAUUAAUGGCUGUAAUGAUGCCAGGACAUGUUAGCUGUGUGUUAGCAAGUUACUGUAGUUAGCCACAGCUCUUUGACACGUAAUACUGCAACGCUUUCUGACUUGUUUGCGAGCAGAUGGAAUUCCCCUCCGGUGUGGGCGGGACUUAAUCGCUCUAUAUGUUUUAGGAAGACUUGGGUUGACGGGUUGCUUGAGGUUUGUCACAACAAAAGGGCUGCGAGGAGGUUUUCUUGAUGUUUCUGUAUAGUUGGAUGCAAGUGUGUGUGAAUAAGUCAUGUUAUUUCUUUUGAUUGUUAAAAAGAAAAAUGUGCUGCACUUAACUUUUUUUUUUUUAUUAAAUAUCCAAGUAGUCACAUUAAAGGUGAAUAUUAA